CUUUGUUUUCUUGUUGACUCGCUUGCUUUCACCGCUCAACUACAACUUAGACAGAGAGAGGGAGGAGAGAGAAAUUAGAAAUAAAGGAGAAAAAUUAGGAAGUAUAGAAUUGAUGGUUUGAUCAAUUUUCGUGUUCUAUCCACCGAUUACACGGUCAUGGCAUUCUCACACACAAAAUCGCUAUCCUCUCUAGGUCUUCUCGCCGUUAUCUUUCUAUUACAGGUGUCUGGGUUCGCAUGUUUAUCCAGUUCAGAGAAGGGUGAGGCUCCGUUGUUUUCCGAUUCCCCUAAUGGAGAAACACAUUCUAGAGAAUACUGUGCAAUGUAUGAUAUUUGUGGAGAACGAAGUGAUGGGAAAGCAUUGAAUUGCCCAUAUGGUUCCCCAUCUGUGAAGCCUAACGAGUUAUUCUCUGCAAAAAUCCAAAGUUUGUGUCCGACAAUAAGUGGAAAUGUUUGUUGUACAGAGACGCAGUUUGAUACGUUGCGUGUUCAAGUUCAACAAGCAAUUCCUUUCCUUGUGGGCUGCCCAGCGUGCUUACGGAACUUCCUAAAUCUUUUCUGUGAGCUUUCCUGCUCUCCAAAUCAGAGUCUAUUUAUCAAUGUGACUUCUGUUUCUGAGAUUAAUGGGAACCUGACUGUGGAUGGCAUAGACUUCUUAAUAACUGAUACCUUUGGAGAAGGGUUGUAUAACUCAUGCAAGGAAGUAAAGUUUGGGACUAUGAAUACGCGGGCCAUCGAAUUUAUUGGUGCCGGUGCUCGAAAUUUUAAAGAAUGGUUUGCCUUUAUUGGUCAGCAAGCAGACCUUGGUGUUCCUGGUUCACCCUAUGCCAUUAACUUUCAGCCAAGUAUUCCUGAGUCAUCUGGAAUGGAACUUAUGAAUGUGUCCAUUUAUUCUUGUGGGGAUACUUCACUGGGCUGCUCUUGUGGAGAUUGUCCUUCAUCUCCCGUGUGUUCCAGUUCAGAACCUCCUUCUCCACACAAGAAGGAUGCUUGCUUGGUCAAAAUUGGGUCUUUUAAGGUCAGAUGCAUUGAAUUUUCACUAGCAAUCCUCUAUAUUAUUUUGGUUUCUGCAUUUUUUGGAUGGGGUUUGUUCCAUCGGACAAAAGAAAGGAGGAGAGCUGCAUCUACCAUGAAACCUUUGUUGGAAUAUAAGGAUGAAGGUGAAAUCAAUUAUGUCAAUGUGCAGAAGCAUGAUAUGAAGGUGCAUGAGAGGGUCCCUCAAAUGGCAGAUGAGGUCCAUCUUUCAGUUGUCCAAGGAUACAUGUCAAGUUUUUUCAGGAGAUAUGGAACAUGGGUUGCUAGAUAUCCUGCACUUGUGCUGUUCUCAUCGUUGGCAGUUGUUCUUGUACUUUGUUUAGGUUUAAUACGCUUCAAGGUGGAAACAAGGCCUGAGAAGCUGUGGGUAGGUCAUGGGAGUAAGGCAGCUGAAGAGAAGCAUUUUUUUGACAGCCACUUAGCUCCUUUUUACAGAAUUGAACAGCUCAUAUUGGCAACCAUGCCUGAUCCGAAGUAUGGCAAGUCACCCAGUAUAGUAACAGAGGACAAUAUCCAGUUACUCUUUGAAAUACAAAAGAAGGUUGAUGGAAUUCGGGCAAACUAUUCUGGAACUGUGGUAUCUCUGACUGACAUUUGCUUGAAGCCUCUUGGCCAGGACUGUGCCACUCAAAGUAUUUUACAGUAUUUCAAAAUGGAUCCUGAAAAUUUUGACAAUUAUGGGGGAGUGGAACAUGCUGAGUAUUGCUUUCAGCAUUACACUACUGCUGACACAUGUUUGAGCGCAUUUAAGGCUCCCCUUGAUCCAAGCACUGCGUUGGGGGGAUUUUCAGGAAAUAAUUAUUCUGAGGCAUCUGCAUUUAUCGUAACCUACCCAGUCAAUAAUGCAGUUGAUGAAGUGGGCAAUGAAAAUGAGAUGGCGGUGGCUUGGGAAAAGGCUUUCAUACAGUUAGUGAAGGAUGAACUGCUGCCAAUGGUACAGUCUACCAAUCUCACAAUUUCUUUUUCAUCUGAAAGCUCAAUUGAGGAAGAAUUGAAAAGAGAAAGUACUGCAGAUGUUAUAACUAUAUUAAUAAGCUAUCUUGUAAUGUUUGCUUACAUAUCGUUGACCUUGGGAGAUGCAACACAUUUGUCUACUUUCUACCUUUCGUCCAAGGUGUUACUUGGGCUUUCUGGAAUUAUCAUUGUCGUGCUUUCUGUCCUUGGAUCUGUAGGAGUUUUUAGUGCCAUUGGAGUAAAGUCUACAUUGAUCAUAAUGGAAGUCAUUCCGUUCCUAGUUUUGGCUGUUGGAGUGGAUAAUAUGUGCAUACUUGUACAUGCUGUAAAACGGCAGCCUUUGGAGUUGCCUCUAGAAGGGCGAAUAAGCAAUGCACUUGUUGAAGUUGGUCCUUCCAUAACACUAGCUAGUUUAUCUGAAGUUCUGGCUUUUGCUGUUGGAGGUUUCAUUUCUAUGCCGGCAUGUCGUGUCUUCUCCAUGUUUGCUGCAUUGGCGGUUCUGUUGGACUUCCUUCUGCAAGUUACUGCUUUUGUUGCCUUGAUAGUUUUUGAUUUACUGAGAGCCGAGGAUAACAGGGUUGACUGUUUUCCAUGCAUAAAAAUUCCUAAGUCUUCUGUGGAAUCUGAUGGAGGUGGCAUCAGCCACAGGAAUCCUGGUUUGCUGGCUCGAUAUAUGGAGGAAGUUCAUGCACGCAUUCUUGGUAUCUGGGGAGUCAAGAUAGUUGUUAUCGCUGUCUUUGUUGCGUUUUCCCUGGCGAGCAUUGCAUUGUGUACAAGGAUUGAACCUGGUUUGGAGCAACAGGUUGCUCUUCCCCGAGACUCAUAUCUGCAGGGAUAUUUCAAUAAUAUUACAGAGCAUCUCAGAGUAGGACCACCAUUAUAUUUUGUGGUUAAGGACUACAAUUACAGCUCAGAAUCAAGGCAUACAAACCAGUUAUGUUCUAUAAGCCAGUGUGAUUCAAACUCUCUUUUAAAUGAGAUUUCAAGAGCAUCUUUGGUACCUGAAUCAAGCUACAUCGCAAAGCCCGCAGCCUCGUGGCUUGAUGACUUUCUUGUAUGGAUAUCACCUGAGGCUUUUGGUUGCUGUCGGAAGUUUGUAAAUAGUAGUUAUUGUCCCCCUGAUGAUCAGCCGCCUUGCUGUUCACCUGAUGAAGGUUUCUGUGGCCUGGGAGGUCCAUGCAAAGAUUGUACAACUUGCUUCCGUCACUCAGAUUUGGACAAUGAUCGUCCAUCUACACUACAAUUCAGGGAGAAAUUGCCAUGGUUCCUCAAUGCAUUGCCCUCUGCUGACUGUGCGAAGGGUGGUCAUGGGGCUUACACAAACAGUGUGGAUCUGAAUGGUUAUGAAAGUGGUGUUAUACACGCAUCAGAGUUUCGUACAUAUCACACACCACUUAACAAACAAGGUGAUUAUGUUAGUUCAAUACGUGCUGCACGAGAGUUCAGCUCAAGAGUUUCUGAGGCCUUGAAGAUCCAUAUCUUUCCAUAUUCAGUGUUCUAUAUUUUUUUUGAGCAAUAUCUGGAUAUAUGGGAGACAGCUUUGAUCAACAUUGUUAUAGCACUUGGUGCUGUAUUCAUUGUUUGCCUGGUUAUGACAUCCAGUUUAUGGAGUUCAGCAAUCAUUAUACUUGUUUUGGCAAUGAUUGUUGUGGAUCUCAUGGGUGUAAUGGCAAUUCUGGAUAUCCAACUGAAUGCAGUCUCUGUGGUUAACCUUAUAAUGUCAAUUGGGAUUGCUGUUGAGUUUUGUGUGCAUAUAUCACAUGCCUUCUCGGUUAGCCAUGGAGAUAGGGGCCAACGGGCAAAGGAGGCUCUGCGUACCAUGGGGUCCUCUGUUUUCAGUGGAAUAACUCUUACAAAGCUAGUUGGAGUAAUUGUUCUUUUCUUCUCAAAAUCAGAAAUUUUUGUGGUUUAUUACUUCCAAAUGUAUCUUGCAUUGGUUCUUAUUGGGUUCUUGCAUGGACUCGUGUUUUUACCGGUGGUAUUGAGCAUGUUUGGGCCACCGUCAAGAUGUGUAUCUAUUGAGAAACAGCAAGAGGUUGAAGAUUUUGCUUCAUCGCACUUGAGCUAAUGGAUGAAAUCCGUCUGGAAAAGUGGUAUAGGUGUUGAAGGGUGCAGUUUUAAUAUGGUAUUAAUUCACAGUGCUGAAAAACGAAGCUGAAGCUGAAGCUGAAGCUGAAAUCAGAACAUCUGCCCUUUUUAAUUUUUACUGUAUAUUGGUUGUAUUUUGGAGUUAAAAUACAUCUCACAAUCAUUUACAUCAGAAUGUAUAAAUCAAUAUGUUUCAGUAAUAGAAAAUUUCUUUUUAUGUUGUACUAA
This is a messenger RNA of Cornus florida, 4304 nucleotides long. RefSeq lists its product as uncharacterized. The record is from RefSeq and is a predicted model, not a curated record. Bases 157 to 4056 code for a protein of 1299 amino acids. Gene Ontology annotation, molecular function: lipid carrier activity. Gene Ontology annotation, cellular component: membrane. NCBI's taxonomy places the organism in Eukaryota, Viridiplantae, Streptophyta, Magnoliopsida, Cornales, Cornaceae. The transcript has 39 exons.